AUGCAAUGGGCCCAGAUAAUCUUCAUCCAAGAAUAUUAAAGGAACUGGCACAUGGAAUUAAGAAUCUCCUUCUACUGUCUCCACCACACCCGACUCCACAGAUGUAACCCCCGCGCCUCCUCGGCAGGCGGUAAUGAUGAGUCGGAUUUCCCGGAGCUGCAGACAGCGCGGGAGUUCUCCGAGGACGAGGAGGAGGAGGAGACGUCCCUGGACUGGGGGACCCCGAGGGAGCUGACCUUCUCCUACAUCACCUUCGCGGGUGGGCCUGACGCCAUCCCUCCCAGCGAGCCCGGCCCCCGGGGGCAGCGGGACUCCCUGGCCCGCCGGAUGAGGGGCCCCCUGCCCCGCCCCGAGACCUGCGAGACCUUGGUGCCCACGCUGGGCGACAGCCUGGAGAACAUCCCCAGCCUGUGCCAGUCGCCCGAGGGCGAGCAGGGGCUGCCGGCCGGGCAGUACCAGGGGCUGGAACCCUUCUCGGCCUGGGAUGCCCCGCUGAGCUACGCGGAUGAGCCCUGCUCCCUGGGGUGGGAGGAGCCACAAGUCGUGCCAGGCGGAGGUGGGCACCGUGCCCCCCCUUUUGGGGCAGCAGAGCAGCCGGGAGCCCUCACCGCACACUCAGAGGCUGCUCCGGAAAUGGCGCCAGGGGACCACCCGCGACCCAAGGCCCUAAUGCCAUGUCCUGCAGGGGGCACCCCCGGGCUCGCUUACGCCGAGGGCAGCCAGCACCCACCACAGACCUCCGCCGCCCCCAGCCCAAGGGAGGAGGAGCUGGAGCCACAGGAGGAGGGGGAGCAGGCAGAUACGGAACCAAUCACAGAACAGCAGCUGGAUGGGCUGGACCAAUCCGGGAACACUCUGGGAGUAUACAUUAUAGUGGCGGACCUGGUGUACUGGCGGGACACCCGCACCUCGGCGCUCGUCUUCACCGGCAUCAUGGUGACUCUGUUGAGCCUGCUGCACUUCAGCAUCGUCAGCGUGGGCUCCUACGGCGCCCUGGCCGUGCUGGGCAUCACCAUCACGCUGCGGCUGUGCCGCAAGGGGCUGCAGGCCCUGCGCCGCUCCGACGGCGCCAACCCCUUCCAGGCUCAGCUGGACGCUGACUUGCCGCUGUCCCAGGAGCAGCUGGAGCGCCUCGCCACGCAGCUCAGCCGGGACAUCCUGGCGGCCGCCCACACCCUGCGCCGCCUCUUCCUGGUGGAGGAUCUGGUGGACUCGAUCAAGUUCGCCUUCCUGUUCUACAUCCUCACCUACGUGGGAGCCGUGUUCAACGGGCUGACACUGCUCAUCCUGGGUGUGAUAAGUGCAUUUACUUUCCCCCUGCUCUACCGGCAGCACCAGGCACAGAUCGACCAGUACGUGGGGCUGGUGAGGAACCAGCUGAGUAAACUCAGAGCCAAGAUUCAGGCCAAGCUCCCAAGUGCCAAAGCGAAGCCAGAAUGA
Molecule: messenger RNA, 1440 nt
Organism: Emys orbicularis (European pond turtle)
Lineage: Eukaryota; Metazoa; Chordata; Testudines; Emydidae
Gene: RTN2
Product: reticulon 2
Exons: 10
Cellular component (GO): endoplasmic reticulum membrane
Source: RefSeq, a predicted model, not a curated record